AUGGACAGCAGUUGGGAAUUUGUGAUGUCAGCAAUGCUGUCAAUAUAUCUGAUCAAAAAUUACAAACCAUUAAUUUAUUAUUUAAAAUUUAAUUAUUUCUGUGGAAGUUUAACAACAAUCGUGACAAUUCUAAUUCCAUAUUUCAUGUUGAAGCCUAGAAAUGUUUUAAAUUUUCUAGUUUGCUGUGCCGGUUGUAAGCACAUUUCAAAGGUUAUUGGAAUUAAAUGGACACUUCGUGGUGCAGAAAAUCUAAGCAAAGAUCGAACAUGUGUCUUUGUUGCAAAUCAUCAAUCAAGCUUAGACAUCCAAGGAAUGAUAGAUGUGUGGCCAGUAAUUAAGAAAAUGACUGCAAUUGCUAAACGGGAACUUUUAUUUGCUGGUCCAUUUGGAAUUUCAAUGUUCCUUGCUGGAUUGACUUUCAUUAAUCGACAAGCAGGAGAAAAGGCGGGACAAGAAAUGAUCAACAUGAUGGAAGAUUUAAAAAAGAAAAAUAUCAAGUUGUGGGUGUUCCCUGAGGGCACACGACGAAACACUGGAGAAAUUCAUCAAUUUAAGAAAGGAGCCUUUUACACAGCGAUUCAAGCUCAAGUUCCAAUCGUUCCAGUUGUUUUCAGUUCAUACAAACCAUUCUUAGACAGCGAGAAAAAGAUUUUCAAUAAGGGUGAAGUCAUCAUCACAGCACUACCAGAAGUGUCUACAAAAAACUUAACAGUGAAUGACGUUGAUGAUCUUAUAAAGCAAGUACGUGAUUCGAUGAUUUCAGUUUACGUGAAAACAUCGAAGGAAAUAACAACAAAAAUGUUAAAGUUCAAAGAAGAUUGA
Molecule: messenger RNA, 822 nt
Organism: Clunio marinus
Lineage: Eukaryota; Metazoa; Arthropoda; Insecta; Diptera; Chironomidae
Source: the annotation of a GenBank genome assembly